Messenger RNA from Blepharisma stoltei, 1654 nucleotides. The record is from the annotation of a GenBank genome assembly. Lineage: Eukaryota; Ciliophora; Heterotrichea; Heterotrichida; Blepharismidae.
AUGAAUAUCGAUAUCUCAACAGGUCCUAUAAAUACUCCAAAAGAUCCACAAAACUCGAGUAACCUAGAAAUCCCCAUAUCAAAUCCAGACACAACUUCUUUUAUCAAAGAAGAAACCUUUCCUAAUAAGUUUCCAUUUCCAUUAGAAGAUUUACCAGAGGACACCCACAUCAGUUACUUCAACCAAAGAGUUUCUUCAUUACUAUCUCCAAGAGACAAAAACAUAGUAAUUGCUCCUUCAUUUAAUUUCAGCGCUGAACAAGAAAAUAUAUGGGAAAAUGAAAUUGAAAACUUGAACGACAAAUUAAAUGAAAGUGCUCAAACAAUUUUAUCCUUAAUCCUCCUCUCUGAGCGAAUAAAAACUUAUAUACAAAUUUUACUUAUUUUUGGUUUUAAAAAUUUAAAAAAACCCAAUUAGAAAUAAUCUAAAGCAGAUAUUUGAUUUAAUUUAUGUUUUAAAAUGCAAACUGUUUGAAAUUUAGCAGAUUUAGCUAGAGAUUUCAUUAUAAUAAUUAUCGCUAAUAAAAAGUAUUUGUCAUUAUUGGAGGGAUUUUCCAAUGGCUUUGCUUGCUCAUGGAGGGGAGAGUUAAGGUCAGAAUAUUCCAAGUUGCAAUCACUUUAUGAAGAAAGUAAGAGUGAAUAUGAAAAUGAUGCAAAAUCUAAUAAAAUUAUGAUAGAAAAUUUAUGUAAAGAGUGCCAAGAACAAAAAAAUAAAAUUCAAGAUUUAUACUUUUUUGGCUAAAUGGCCAUUUUUAUCUAAUACUGUUCAUAAAAAGAUUUCUAAAAAUAUCAGAUUAAGAAUGAAAAUUCAAAAACUGACAGCUGAGAAUGAAAAAUUGCAGUUUGAGAACACUGAAAAUGGCAUCACACUAUCAGAAAAAGAGCAAAUUAUUCAAGAUUUUGAAAAUGAAAUAUCAAAGUUAUCUUACACACAUAGAAGCGAAAUAGAUUCAUUAAACAGCAAAAUACCACUUUUGGAUGAUGAAUAUAAAAUUAAGCUGAAAGCAUGUGAAGAAGAGAAUCAAGCAAAGCUGAAAGAAUAUGAAGCAAAAAUAAAAGAACUGACCUCAGAUUUUUCGAAAUUAUCAGAAACCCACAGAACUGAAAUCGAUUCUCUAAAUCGCAAUAUGUUAUUAAUAGAAGAAGAGCAUAAAGAAAAGCUAAAAACAGUUGAAGAAGGUGCCAAAAUAAAGAUAAAAGAGCUUGAAGAGACAAUAAAAGUGCUGAAAAUUGAAAAUGAAGAAUUAAAGAAACAGCAACUAACCAGCCAAAAUUUAAAUUCAUCUUUUUCCUCAUCCAAAGAUAAUUUCACUUUUUCAUUCCACUCAAAUUAUACUGACCUAAGUGAAGCCACAAGAGAGUCAAAAGGAUAUAGUGCUCUAUCAGAAAGGGAAUAUGAAUUUACACCUAUCAGACUCGAAAAAGAUGCCCUUGAAGAAAGAGUCAGGUCGCUUGAAAUCCAGCUAAAUUGAUAUAGAGCAAAAUUCGGGUACAAAUCAAAAGAAGCGAUCAUCCAAAAGCCUGAGCAUCUGAUACUAGACGAAUACAAGCCGAAGCGAAAACAGUUAGAAACAGUAAAAGAAGAGCUAAAAACUAAUCCAAAAAACAAAAAAAUUGACGAAAUUGUAAGCAUGUUCAGAAAAAAUCCAAAAUAA